GGAUUCCCGAGACGAAACAGAAAUUCCAAAAAAAUCCAUCGAAAAUAUGCAAACAUCUUCAUCUUUUGAUGAUAUUAUUAGAUUUGAAGAAUAUGGUGUAUGCUCCCAAUGUCAAAAAUUUAAUACAAAUUAUGGAUGGUGUAUAUUAUGUGAUCCUAAAAAAUUGAAUCAAGGGUGGACGAGUGGAAAUACAGAAAUUGAUGAAUUUAUCAAAGAAACUCAACUCAUAGCUGAGUCAUAUACGGAGAAUUUUCUUGAAUGGAUUCCAUUUGAUAGAUUCGAAAAUAUUGUUAAGAUAGGGGAAGGAGGAUUUAGCACCGUUUAUCGUGCAACUUGGAUGGAUGGAUAUAGAGUAUUAUGUUUUGACAAUAAUUUAUACGAACAGAAUGUACCAUCACGUAGCAAACCAGUUACAGUGGCAUUAAAAACUCUGGGAAAAUUUAUGAAAGCCUCAAGUGAUUCUUUACGAGAGUUUAAAACUCAUUAUAAUUGUGGUAGAUUGACAAUCCAAGUAUAUGGAUUUACCCAACAUACAUCUACUAAAGAAUAUAUGGUGAUUCUCACAUAUGCUGAUAAAGGAGAUCUUCGGGACUAUUUAUCUUCUAAUUUUUGCAAUCUCAAUUGGGAAAAAAAAUUAACAUUGCUUUACACAUUAUCUAAAGAUUUAUUCCCAAUUCAUAAUGCUGGCUAUACGCAUGGUGACUUUCAUAGUGGAAAUAUUUUACAAUUAAGUAAUAAAAGUGAUCUUAAUGACGAUAUUAUUGCAUCAUCUGCUCCUGCAUCAUAUGCCGCAAUACAGUAUGUUCCUAAUUUAGAUACAGAUAUUUGUUCAUACAUUGCUGACUUGGGAUUAUCAGCUCCUAAAGGUAAAUUGAAUGAUGAAGUAUAUGGUGUAUUGCCAUAUGUUGCGCCAGAGGUUUUACGUGGAGAUCCAUACACAGCUGCUGCUGAUAUUUACAGCUUUGGUAUUGUGAUGACAGAAGUAUCGACUGGCAGGCCUCCGUUUAAGGAUUAUCCAUUUGAUAUCAGUCUUGCACUCAAAAUCAACAAAGGGUUAAGGCCAGAAUUUGCAGAAGGAACUCCAGAAUGUUAUAUUAAAUUAGCAAACCAAUGCAUGGAUAAUGACAGUUCAAAACGACCACGUAUAAAAAGAAUUCAGGCAAUAUUGUUUAAUUGGAGAAAUAUAAUUCAAGGAAUGCAAGGGAUACUAGGAGAUUCAUCUGCAGGGGAGAUUAAAAUCAAAAAAGAAUUUGAAGCUUCCGAUAAAAUAAUUCCUAUUUUUACAACAACCUUGCAAAAACAUCAAGAAGUUUACAGAAGCCAGCGAAUUCCAAAUUUAAUAAAUUAUGAUGAUGAAGUUCAAAAGAACUCCUCUAAUGCUACAGAUUCUCUUGAAAAUUUUUCGAUUUCUGACUUUGAUUAAUUUACAUCUACGGAUAAAAUUCAUACGUGAUAUUCAUUUCACACCAGAAAAGUAAUACGUAUCUUACGCGAAGGAUGAUCAAAACAUUACGUAAACUAAAUUCGAUAUGAUAAUGAUAAUAAAAAUUUUGUUUACCUUAUAAAAAAUAUCUAUACUGUAAAUUAGACAUAAAGUUCGUAAGAUGUGGUACAUCAUGUAAAAUAUUUUGUUAAAUAAUAAAAAUUG
Rhizophagus irregularis DAOM 181602=DAOM 197198 is the source of this 1648-nucleotide messenger RNA. RefSeq lists its product as uncharacterized. The record is from RefSeq and is a predicted model, not a curated record. Gene Ontology annotation, biological process: signal transduction; protein phosphorylation. Gene Ontology annotation, cellular component: cytoplasm. Gene Ontology annotation, molecular function: ATP binding; protein kinase activity. NCBI's taxonomy places the organism in Eukaryota, Fungi, Glomeromycota, Glomeromycetes, Glomerales, Glomeraceae.